AUGGAUGCCAGCCUGGGAUCAGUCACUAACACCACCACCAACAGCAGCAGCAACCCUCCUCCAUGUGGGACCAGCUCCGAGUUUAAUCAUUAUUAUGGGAAUGGAAGAAGAGGAGGGCCUUGCUUUGAUCAACAUGGCGGACAACAAAGCGCAGGGACUGGGGUAAAACCGGCGGCGCACUCGGCACACAGCACCAUGGAUCAGGUUCAAAACUCACACGAAGGCUACAACAACAACAACAACAACAGCAGCAGCCCAUACAACAACAACUACCCAAACUACCGCCCUGGCUACGGCAGCAGCAGCAGCGGUGGCAGCAGCUAUGGAGGAAUGAUGAGCCCCGCACGGCAGGGGAGUAACCUGCUCGGCCUGGCCGCCUCUAGUAGCGCCAAAGCCGGCAUGACUGCUGCUAACACCCCGGUCGGAGCUGGAGGUGGAGGUGAUGGAGGCGGAGGAUUUCAGCGAUUUCAGCAGCACCCAUCAGGAGCUACACCGACUUUAAAUCAACUACUUACAUCUCCGAGUCCGAUGAUGCGUGGUUAUGGAGGUGGAUACCCUGAAUAUAGUAAUAAUAAUAAUAAUACUCCGCAGCAACAGCAGCAGCAACAGAGCAUCGGUGGCUCAUCUGCAGCGGCUCACGGUUGGGGAGGACAACACCGAAACCACCCUGCUAUGAACCCGGGAAACAACGGGCAGGGCAGCGGCAGAUCACAGGUGCCGCCUAUGGACCCGAUGGCGAUGAAGCGCUCGCAGCUCUAUGGCAUGACCAGCAACCCGUACUCCCAGCAGCAGGCGGCGCCGUACCCCGGCCAGCCCUACGGCUCCCCGUCUCCACACAGAUACCCGAUGGGGAUGCCGGGCAGAGGGCAGAUGGGGUUGGGAGGGAUGCAGUACCCUCAGCAGCAGAUGGGUUCUCAGUACGCUCAGCAGCAGAACGUGGGUGGCUACGGUCAGCCGGGUCAGCCGCCAUAUUUCAGCCCCCCACAGCAGCAGCCCGCCGCCCCCAGCCAGCCACCGUACAUGCAGCCUCGUCCACUGCCGCAGCAGGAAGUGCCACAGGAGGCGUACGGGGGGCGUGGCCAGUCCGCUGCAAUGACUCCUGGGAAACCAAACCACGAGGAGAUGAGUCUGAGCCAGCAGGAGAGACCGUCCAGUCUGCCGGAUCUAUCCGGCUCCAUUGAUGACUUGCCGACGGGCACCGAGGCGGCGGUGAGUUCAGGAGGAUUAGGAUCCGCCGGUGCUCAGGGCGACCAGGGAACACCGACCCGCUCUCCCUUCUCCCCCCACGUCUCGCCUCGACUCCCCCCGCCCGCCAGAACCGGACCCUCCCCCUCUCCGUCGCCAUCUCCCGCCGGGUCAAGAUCCGGACCGCUCUCGCCCGCCGGCAGCGGACCAGGAUCUCAGCUGACCCCUCAGGUCUCCGGUCCAGGAUCAGAUGUUGGUCCUCAUUCCUCCCAGUCUGCCAUGACUCAGGACAGAGGUUUCCCUCCUUCCAUGCAGCGUAGCACCCCAGGGCCCCAGUUUGGCUCCCAGCAGUCAGCACCCCCCAUGUCCCCUCACCCAGCGCCUGCGGGCCCCAUGCAUCACGGCUCCUACCAGCAGGGAGGACCCUCUUACAGCCAGUAUGGACCCCCAGGUAACUUCCCCCGGCCCCCCCACUACGGCGGGGCUCCCAGUGCCAACUACAGCGGCCCCGGUCCAGGACCAGGCCUGGCCAACAGUUUAGGGUUGAACGCCAGCAGUCCCAUGCACGGUCAGGGCCCCUCCACCCCGGCAGGUCGCGGCCCCGGACCCGGCGCAGGGGGUCGGCCUUUUCCCGCCGGAGGCAACGCCAUGGCCCCCACCUCCCCCGGCAUGCCACAGCCAGCCGGGCAGGGCAUGGGACCUCCGGGGCCCAACGGCAGCCGCAAACCACCGGAGGUUAUUCCCAACGCGGGGCCGAGUGCCAACUCUUCCUCCAACGCUGCUGCUGCCGCCGCCGCUGCUGCUGCUGCUGCUCAGGGCAGGCCUCCCUUUGCUCACUCCCCCGUCUACCACAACCAGUCCUGGCCCGGGGGUCGACCUGCCCUCUCUCCUACCCCUCACCCCUCUCACCCUCCUCACCCUCAGCACCAUCAUCCUCCUCCUCCUACUCCUCCUCCUCCUACUCCUCCUCACCACCUUCAGAAGGGCUCCAAUUCUCUGCCCCAUCCCGCCGGGCAGACCCCCCCUGAGCAUUAUGGGCAGGGCAGCUUCCCUGGCAUGGCACCGAUGGGAGGGAUGGGACCCGGAGGUCCUGGAGGUCCUGGGGGUCCUGGAGGCCCCGGAGGUCCUGGAGGUCCUGGAGGUCCUGGAGGUCCGUUCAUCCAGCAACCAGGGAGCAACUCUGGCAGGAUGACACCACAGGGUCUCCCCUACAACGCCCCAUCCUCAGGUCCGAUGAUGAUGCCAGCGGACGGGAUGGGCGUUCAUCCUGACGCCAAGCAGAGGGUGGAGCUCAACAAAGAGGUCGUUGUCGCUCCUCCUGCUGAUCCACCCAAACCCAAGAAGCCCAGCGUGGCCACCAUGACCAACGAGAAGAUCACUCGGCUCUACGACAUGGGUUCGGAGCCGGAGAGACGGGUGUGGGUCGACCGCUACCUGUCCUUCAUGGAGGAGAGGGGGACGCCCGUACCGAACCUCCCCGCCGUCGGAAAGAAGCCGCUGGACCUCUGCAGACUCUACCUGUCUGUCAGAGAGAUCGGAGGACUGGCAAUGGUGAAUAAGAACAAGAAGUGGAGGGAGUUGUCGUCCCAGUUGAACGUGGGGACGUCCAGCAGCUCCGCCAGCUCUCUGAAGAAGCAGUACAUCCAGUACCUGUUCGCCUACGAGUGUAAGGUGGAGCGAGGGGAGGAGCCUCCACCCGAGGGCACGGGACCCACAGCGGACACCAAGAAACGUCCGUCACUCCAGACCAAAGUCCAACCUCCCUCCCCAGCCAACUCGGGUUCCCUGCAGGGUCCCAACACCCCUCAGUCCAGCAGCAGCUCUCUGGCCGAGGCCCCCAUAGAAAUGAAGCCCCCGACCCCGGCCUCCACCCCCCACAGCCAGAUGGGCCCUCAGCCUGUCAACAGGAACAUGGUCGGAGUGAGCAUCCAGGACCCGUUCUCUGAAGGCAACGAUCCAGCUUUCCACAACAAGCGAGGCCCGGGACCCGGCGGCGCCCCCUACCAGCAGGGAGGAGGUCCUGCAGACCCCUCCAUGAGGAUGCAGUACGAGGCCAACAAAGACCCAUUUGGAGGACAGAGGAAAGGACCAGGACCCAGCGAGGCCUUCGGUCCUGGACAGAUGCCCAGCGGUGCCAUGCAGGACAUGUACCCCCGCGGGCCACCCUCGGGGCCCCUGACAGGGAUGGGACCUCGGCCACAGUUCCCCUUCGGCCCCGGUUACGAACGGAGGCCGGACCAUGCGAUGGGGCCGGAGGGAGGAGGUCAGAACAGCAUGGGCCCCUCUGGAAACGAAGCGGGCAUGUACCCCGCCAACAGAUACCCCCACCAGAGACACGGACACGACGGCUACGGGCAGCAGUUUCCUCACAACAUGGCCUACGGUUCCCAUCAGCCCCUGUACCCCCAGCAGCAGGGCUACAAGCGUCCGAUGGAGGCGAUGUAUCCGCCCGCUAAGCGUCAUGAAGGCGAGGCGUUCGGGGUGCAGCAGUUUGGCUCCCAGCAGCCUGAGAUGUUCGGCCCCUACGGGGGAGCAGGGGGGGGCUACAUGGGCCCCGAGCGGCGGCCGGUCCAGGGCCAGUACCCGUAUCCGUACAACCGAGACCGCCAGGGGCCCCCGCAGCACGGCAUGAUGGGCUCAGGAGCUCCGGCGGUGUCUGGUGGUCCCGGUGAGGGGCCGCAAGCCAACAUGUGGCACCCCAGGACAGAGAUGGGCUUCCCGUUCAGCCGGCAGGGCCAGGGGCCCCCGUUCCCCGGCAUGGGCCGAGGGGAAGACCAGGAGGGCAGGGCCCCCCAGGACGGCCAGUGGCCGCCCAGUCACCCGGGGCAACGCCAACCGCCGUUCCCGUCCCACUCCUCUUCCUCCUCCUCAUCUUCCCCCUCCAUGCCCCCCAUACCCUCCAGACAGCCCCCCUCCUCCUUCCAGGCCGCGCCUAUCGUCCCUAACCAUGUGACCCGCUCUCUCAGCCCCUCCUUCUUCCCGCGGCCCCUGGGUGGCUCUCUGUCCCCCAACAGCGCCCCCUACAUGCCCUCCAUCAAGAAGCCGGGCCCCGGCCCAGCACCCGGUCAGGGACCCCUCCCCCUCCACAGAGACGUCAGCUUUCCCCCUGGCUGCACCGAAGCCACGCCUCCAAAACUGAAGCCACGACGCCGGCUCACCGCCAAGGACACGGGAACCCCGGAGGCGUGGCGGGUGAUGAUGUCACUGAAGUCCGGCCUAUUAGCAGAGAGCACCUGGGCUCUGGACACCAUCAACAUCCUGCUGUAUGACGACAGCACAGUGGGCUCCUUCAGCCUCCCACAGCUGCCUGGUUUCCUCGAGAUCAUCGUAGAGUUUUACCGUCGCUGCCUCAUCCAGAUCUUCGGCAUCCUGGAGGAGUACGAGGUGGGGUCAGAGGGUCAGCGUGCCCUGCUGGGACCCCUCCCAGACCUUCUCAAAGAGGAGGAGGUGCCAACUGAGUCUAACAGCCAAUCACAGGAGGAACAGAGGAUAGCGAGGAGGUCAGCGGAGGAGACGGUGAAGCUUCUUCUUUCAGCUGCGCCAGACAUCAGCGGCGAGGAGACGAAGAACAACAACACCGCCGCCGCCGUCGUCAAGGAGGAGCCGGCAGAGCCCCGCCCCCAACAGGCCAGCAAGCACGACAAGCUGCCAAUCAAGGUGGAGGAGACGGGGGAGGAGUGGCAGCAGGUGGAGGAGCGCUGGGCCGAGCUCAGCCGUCGAAACGGCUUCAUCAGCGGCCUCCUGCACUGGAAGGCCGGAGGAGGAGACUCCACCACUCACAUCCAGACGCACCUGGAGCCCCGAGCAGGAAACUCCGCCCGCCCAAACCCGCUGGAGAGGGAGGGGAGAGGUGGAGGAGGAGGAGGAGGAGGAGGAGAGGGAAGCAGUCAGGAGAGGGAGGGAGGAGCUGAUGGACAAGAGGAGGAGGGAGGGGAGGAGCAGAACCAACAAGAGUGCGGAGGUCAGAGGUCACCGCCGGCUCAGAGUCCCAUCAGCCAGCUGGAGGACGAGCCGCGCUGCUGGGACGAGGCUCCGCUCUCCACCGCCGAGAACUGGCAGGACUCCCUCGCCAAACGCUGCGUCUGCAUCGCCAACAUCGUGCGCGGCCUCUCCUUCGUCCCCGGCAACGACGCCGACAUGUCGCAGCACCCGGGCCUGAUCCUGAUCCUGGGCCGUCUGGUUCUGCUGCACCACCACCACCCCCGCAGGAAACGGACGCUGCCCACCUACCAGCGGGAGGAGGAGCAAGGCUUGGCGUGCAGCCGGGACGAGUGGUGGUGGGACUGCCUGGCGGCGCUCAGGGAGAACACGCUGGUGACGCUCGCCAACAUCGCCGGCCAGCUGGACCUGUCGCAGUACACCGAGAGCAUCUGCCUGCCGAUCCUGGACGGACUUCUGCACUGGAUGGUUUGCCCGUCCGCCGAGGCCCAGGACCCGUUCUUCACGGUGGGCGGUUACUCCUCGCUCACGCCGCAGCGGCUGGUGCUGGAGAGUCUGUGCAAGCUGAGCAUCCAGGACUGCAACGUGGACCUGCUGCUCGCCACGCCGCCGUUCGGCCGCCAGCAGAAGCUCUUCUCCACGCUGGUGCGGCUGGUCGGCGAGAGGAAGAGCCAGGUGUGCCGCGAGAUGGCGGUGGCCGUCCUGUCCAACCUGGCGCAGGGCGACCCGACGGCGGCCCGGACCAUCGCGCUGCUGAAGGGCAGCGUGGCGACUCUGAUCGGCUUCCUGGAGGACAGCGUCGCCAUGGCGCAGUACCAGCAGAACCCGCACAGCCUGCUGCACGCCGCCGCGCCGCCCGAGCCGCCGAGCAUCAACAUGAUGUGUCACGCCGCCAAAGCGCUGCUGGCCAUGGCGAAGGUGGAGGAGAACCGGGCGGAGUUCGUCCUGUACGAGAGCCGGCUGCUGGACAUCUCGCUGUCGGCCGCGCUCAGCUCCUCGGUGGCGGCCAUCAUGUGUGAAGUACUGUUUAAAAUCGGCCGCUCGUGACACGAACACCGCCACGGAGCGCGCUCAGUGACGCCGGAAGCAGCUCUGCCCAUGUGACGAACUGGCUCCUAUUAUAUUUUUAUUUAAAGAAAAGAACACGAAAGGUUUUUACAUACAAAUGAAAUAUAUAUAGAAUAUAUAAAAGCUCCUCGGCUCCAUCUGCAAAUGUUUAUUUGGGAUUUUUAAGUAAUUUUAAUACAAAAAAAAAUAUUUAAUACUUGUAUUUUUAAUUUUUUAUUCUUUGGUCAGUUUGUUGGUUGUUUUUUUUGUUUUUGUUUCGUUUUAACCAAAGUGUGACGAGGUGGAAAGCGCUCGGGUUCUGGCUCCUUGAUGUUUUUUAAAUGGAUCGUGGUCGUUUGUUUCUGU
This is a messenger RNA of Scomber japonicus (chub mackerel), 6537 nucleotides long. It is a transcript of the gene arid1b, whose product is annotated as AT rich interactive domain 1B (SWI1-like). Gene Ontology annotation, cellular component: nBAF complex; brahma complex; SWI/SNF complex. Gene Ontology annotation, molecular function: DNA binding; nucleosome binding. Bases 1 to 6171 code for a protein of 2056 amino acids. The record is from RefSeq and is a predicted model, not a curated record. Gene Ontology annotation, biological process: chromatin remodeling; positive regulation of DNA-templated transcription; regulation of transcription by RNA polymerase II. Lineage: Eukaryota; Metazoa; Chordata; Actinopteri; Scombriformes; Scombridae. The transcript is spliced from 22 exons.